UGCAUUUUACUGAAUCUCCUAUUCAGUUUCUCGGUGUCAGACUCUGCCAUCCCCACAAUGAAAAUCGCUGUUGUAUUUUUACUUGUGGCUCUAAGCAGCUAUAUUGAUGCUGCCCCAACACAACCAAGUGGCUGUCUUGAACAACUUUUGGAGUCGAAUGCACCAAACCUUCUUCAGAGUGUUGGUGACUUACUCUGCAACUACCAAGUAGCUAAGCAACAAGCCAACGGAGCCCUGUUCAUCAAUUUUCUAAAUGAAGUAAAUACGCUUUUGGGAAACAUUGGAUGCACCAUUACUGAUAUUCUUGGCACAGAUGUGACUAUAAACCCCUCUAAUGCUGAGGAAAUUGCUGAUGCCGUUGCUGCUAAGCUGUUUCAAUUUGUUGAAAAUGUUAUUGCAAAAGUGGAUGACAUUUUGAAAGAUAUUCCGAUAAUUGGUGAUAUAGUGGGAGAUCAAACCCUGACUGGAGAUGUGAGGCAUUUUGCAUGUGGAGUGUUGGUUGAUAUUUUAACAUUUGCAGACAAAGUAAUGCAAAUUGCUGCUGAAAUAGCUGGAAUUUUUGCCAAAAAUUAAGCAUAACAUCUUCAAAACAUUUAAAUAUAGAAGAUGGAUGGAUAUAAUGGUUAUAUUUUAGAUCCUUUAAGUUGUUUUGGUUGCAGAAAAUAUCCUCACUACACUCUUCAUUUCAUAUUUAUCUCCUGUUAACCAAUAACGCUUGGCCUUGAGCUGUGCUACAAUAAAGUAUCUAUACCAAAUCUUG
Molecule: messenger RNA, 760 nt
Organism: Xenopus tropicalis (tropical clawed frog)
Lineage: Eukaryota; Metazoa; Chordata; Amphibia; Anura; Pipidae
Exons: 12
Coding region: 58-573 (171 amino acids)
Source: RefSeq, a predicted model, not a curated record